This is a messenger RNA of Paraglomus occultum, 1191 nucleotides long. The record is from the annotation of a GenBank genome assembly. NCBI's taxonomy places the organism in Eukaryota, Fungi, Glomeromycota, Glomeromycetes, Paraglomerales, Paraglomeraceae.
AUGGACACUCACAGCGAGACUCCUUUUCCUGGUUCGACUCGAAAGAGAAAGCUAAACGACCCCCACUCGCUUCAAAACACCGAAGACGCGGACGACUCGUGGGUAGACGUUUACAAAAACAUUAAGCGAAUGGAUACGCUAUACGAUGCCACAUUCUACAACUGGUUGAAAUCAGAAGACAACGUAGUCGUAAUAUCAAUGUAUUUGCAUCGCAUUGCUAAUCAAUAUCCGCUACCGAGGAUCAUUAACGCCCUGAAGUGGUUGAUUAGCGACUGGAGAUUGGAAAGCAUUGCAGUGUUGGUUAAGCAAGUUACCGUCGAUUGGAAAGGGAAUGAAGGCGACUCUCGUCGUGGAACACUUCUCCGCCAUAUGACUCACAACUGGGCUCCGCAAUUUACCGCAUCACUUAUUGCCAGCAUUCUCACAGCACCUCCAUAUACUACAUCAACAUCGUAUGCCGCAUCUAUAGCAACCAUAAAUGCUGCAAGGCAACGGUUCCUGAAAGCGUUAACGAGCGACUAUGAUUUCUCAAAGUUGUCAGAGUUUUUAAUGUAUCUGGGAUCGCAAUUGUCCUUGUCAUCUUCUUCAUCCUCGUCGGUUGCGGGUUGCGUUAGUAACAGCAAUGGAGACGGAAUAAUAGUCGGAGGAACAGUAGCUUCAUCCUCGUCGUUUUCCUUCUCUUCGUCAUCAACACUCGCCUCGAAUCAGUCCAUUCAACAUGAACACAUAGAAACAAUUGAGCUUGAACACAAGAUAAAAGUUGCGCUGUUGAAAGAUGCAGCUGAAAGGGAAAACGAAGCAGAGUUGGAGAAAAAGAUUGCGAGGCGGUGCAGAGAACGAAGAGAGAGGGAGUCGGAUAGAGAGGGUGGAGAAGCAAAGAGGUUGAAAUUGAGCGACGAGAACGAGAAUAAUUGUGAUAAGGUUAUCGAACGUAUGGGAAACAGUAAUAAUGGAGAUAGACCCAGCGCGAGUAUUGCACCAAUUCUAAAGUUGGGAGAGAACGGAGAGGGCGUUAGUGUUGUUAUUGGAAGUUCAAAUUCGCACGGUCAUGGACAUGCGUUUGGAGGUCAGGCCGGUCAUGAUUGUCAGAGUAUCGAAACAGCAGUACCAAGUCAGGAAGGCCUUACAAAAAGUGUCCCAUCGAAUGAUGGGAGUAUGAGUGGCAGCGAAAUAUCUCUUCAAAGUUAUUAA